UAGAUAGAGCCACCAAAAAUUAUUCUUUGCAUUUUCUUCCACAUUUCCCAAAAAAAAAAAAAAAAAUCAAUUCUGCUUGUAAAUCAAGCUUCCAUUACAAGCAGACAGAAAAAAAAAAAAAGGAAACUGCCAAUACAAAAAAAAAAACUCAAAUUUUAAUUUCUUGAUCCUUAUUAACCAUGGCAAAUGCAACAUCUGGAAUGGCCGUGCAUGAUGACUGCAAGUUGAGGUUUUUGGAGUUGAAGGCUAAAAGAACUUAUCGCUACGUCGUUUUUAAGAUUGAGGAGAAGCAAAAGCAGGUGCUUGUGGAGAAGGUAGGUGAGCCAGCCCAAAGCUAUGAAGAUUUUGCUGCAAGUCUCCCUGCUGAUGAGUGUAGAUAUGCUGUUUACGAUUUCGACUUUGUGACUGAAGAGAAUUGUCAAAAGAGCAAAAUCUUUUUCCUUGCAUGGUCUCCCGACACAGCAAGGGUGAGAAGCAAGAUGAUCUAUGCAAGUUCUAAAGACAGAUUCAAGAGAGAACUAGACGGUAUCCAGGUAGAGUUGCAGGUAACCGAUCCGACUGAAAUGGGGCUCGAUGUCUUUAGGAGCCGUGCCAACUAAGUAGAAGUUUUCCGGUUUCAAAAUGGAGAAUUUUAUGCACUCUAAAGAGUAAUGUUUCUAGUUCAUGGGCUGUGAGCUUGAUUAAAUCAUAAUAUUGGUUUGUUGUUUGAGUUUUAUCUUCUGAAAGCGUUCAGAUAAUUUUGAUUAUUUUGUUAUGUACUGAAGUUAUGCGAGGUCUGUUCUUUAUAUUUGUGUUUACAGUAUAUGAUGUAUCACCAUCUGAUGGUUGAGCAAACUGGGAUUUGUAUUUGUAGUUUGAAAAUGGCUGUGUUUCUCUUAUCCAA
Molecule: messenger RNA, 883 nt
Organism: Mercurialis annua (annual mercury)
Lineage: Eukaryota; Viridiplantae; Streptophyta; Magnoliopsida; Malpighiales; Euphorbiaceae
Product: actin-depolymerizing factor 1-like
Exons: 3
Coding region: 180-599 (139 amino acids)
Biological process (GO): actin filament depolymerization
Cellular component (GO): cytoplasm; actin cytoskeleton
Molecular function (GO): actin filament binding
Source: RefSeq, a predicted model, not a curated record